AUGUACCAGUAUAAAUAAAUUCCCUGAAGCAUUAACGGAGAGCUUCUAUACUUCUUCGUCUCGUUUCCUUGUUUAAGGUCUGUAAUUGGGUUUCCGGCCGGCGAGUUAGGGUCCAGGAGAUUAGUAGCAGGAUGGGAGGGAUGGUCAUGCUGUCGGAGCUGGCUACGGAGAUCUUGAUCCCGGUCUGCGCAGUGAUUGGCAUCGUGUUCUCUCUCGUGCAAUGGUCUCUGGUCUCGCGCGUGAAGCUUACCUACGAACGACACGACUCGUCGCCGAACAACAAAAAGAACGGUUACGGUGGUGACUACUUGAUUGAAGAAGAGGAAGGUCUUAAUGACCAUAGUGUCGUCACCAAAUGCGCCGAAAUCCAGAACGCAAUCUCGGAAGGUGCGACAUCCUUUCUUUUCACGGAAUAUCAAUAUGUUGGCAUCUUCAUGGUGGCCUUUGCAAUUCUGAUCUUUCUUUUCUUGGGUUCUGUGGAGAGCUUUAGUACUAAGAGCCAACCUUGUACUUAUAAUGAGCAUAAGAUGUGCAAGCCAGCACUUGCUACUGCUGUCUUCAGCACUGUAUCUUUCCUGCUAGGUGCCAUCACUUCUGUCGUUUCUGGUUUCCUGGGGAUGAAAAUUGCUACUUACGCCAAUGCAAGAACAACAUUAGAAGCAAGAAAGGGUGUUGGCAAGGCUUUUAUUACUGCAUUUAGAUCUGGAGCAGUGAUGGGUUUUCUUCUUGCAGCCAAUGGUCUCUUGGUGCUUUAUAUUACUAUUAACCUCUUCAAGCUGUAUUAUGGGGAUGAUUGGGAAGGUCUGUUUGAGGCUAUUACUGGAUAUGGUCUUGGGGGAUCUUCUAUGGCUCUCUUUGGGAGAGUUGGUGGUGGGAUCUACACUAAAGCUGCCGAUGUUGGUGCUGAUCUUGUGGGAAAGGUGGAGAGAAAUAUUCCUGAGGAUGACCCAAGAAAUCCAGCUGUUAUUGCUGACAAUGUUGGCGAUAAUGUUGGAGACAUUGCUGGCAUGGGUUCUGAUCUUUUCGGCUCAUAUGCUGAAUCAUCCUGUGCUGCUCUUGUCGUUGCCUCCAUCUCCUCUUUUGGAAUUGACCAUCAGUUUACUGCAAUGUGUUAUCCUCUGCUCAUUAGUUCUAUGGGCAUCCUUGUUUGUUUAAUCACAACCCUCUUUGCCACUGAUUUCUUUGAAAUCAAGGCUGUCAAGGAAAUUGAACCUGCAUUGAAGAAGCAGCUUAUUAUUUCUACCGUUUUUAUGACUGUGGGAAUUGCAGUUGUUUCUUGGCUUGCUUUGCCCUCAUCCUUUACAAUUUACAAUUUUGGUGUUCAGAAGGUUGUUAAGAACUGGCAACUGUUCUUGUGUGUGGGUGUUGGUCUUUGGGCUGGACUUAUAAUUGGAUUUGUUACUGAGUACUACACCAGCAAUGCAUAUAGCCCAGUGCAAGAUGUUGCUGAUUCUUGCAGAACUGGAGCUGCUACGAAUGUUAUAUUUGGCCUUGCUUUGGGAUACAAGUCUGUUAUCAUUCCAAUUUUUGCCAUCGCGGUCAGCAUUUUUGUUAGUUUCAGCUUUGCUGCCAUGUAUGGCAUUGCAAUGGCAGCCCUGGGAAUGCUGAGCACCAUUGCCACUGGAUUGGCAAUUGAUGCUUACGGUCCAAUCAGUGACAAUGCUGGUGGUAUUGCAGAGAUGGCUGGCAUGAGCCACCGCAUCCGUGAGAGAACUGAUGCACUUGAUGCUGCCGGGAACACCACUGCUGCCAUCGGGAAGGGAUUUGCCAUUGGAUCUGCUGCACUCGUCUCUUUGGCUUUAUUUGGUGCCUUUGCCAGCCGCGCUGCAAUAUCUACUGUUGAUGUUUUGGCCCCCAAGGUUUUCAUUGGUUUGAUUGUUGGCGCCAUGCUUCCUUACUGGUUCUCCGCCAUGACCAUGAAGAGUGUAGGAAGUGCUGCUUUGAAGAUGGUUGAGGAGGUUCGAAGGCAGUUCAACACAAUUCCAGGUCUCAUGGAGGGUCUAGCCAAGCCUGAUUACGCCACCUGUGUCAAGAUAUCUACUGAUGCAUCCAUCAAGGAGAUGAUUCCACCUGGCGCACUUGUCAUGCUUACUCCCCUCAUUGUUGGGACAUUAUUUGGUGUGGAAACUUUGGCUGGCGUUCUGGCAGGCUCCCUUGUUUCCGGCGUUCAGAUAGCAAUAUCUGCAUCUAACACUGGUGGUGCAUGGGAUAAUGCGAAGAAAUAUAUUGAAGCUGGUGCUUCAGAGCAUGCAAAGACCCUCGGCCCUAAAGGGUCUGAACCACACAAGGCUGCUGUCAUUGGUGACACCAUCGGAGACCCUCUCAAGGACACCUCCGGUCCAUCACUUAACAUCCUCAUCAAGCUCAUGGCUGUGGAGUCACUUGUAUUUGCUCCCUUUUUCGCUACUCAUGGUGGCCUUCUGUUCAAGAUUUUCUGAGGCAGAAAACGAAACAAAAAACAACUGGCGCUGCCUUGUCGAAGUAAUCCUUGUUUACAGUUGUAUUACCUUGCAUCCUGUGAGUGAUAAGUUUUUUUUUUUAAGUUAGUUGUUGUUAGUGAUUACUACUAUUUUUGAACGGCGAAUAAUUUUGCGAAUUGAGCUAGGUUUUAUUGAUGACGAAAAUGGUCAUUCAUAUCGAGGGUGAGUUCAGGUAUUAUUCCCUUGUAGCCUUGGAAAAACUUCAUUUUGAAAGCUGUACUGUUGUAAUUUUUCAUGCUUGGCAAGGAAAGCAUUUUCAAAGCUUUUGUUGUAA
This is a messenger RNA of Tripterygium wilfordii, 2754 nucleotides long. Its product is annotated as pyrophosphate-energized vacuolar membrane proton pump-like. Gene Ontology annotation, molecular function: inorganic diphosphate phosphatase activity; diphosphate hydrolysis-driven proton transmembrane transporter activity. Gene Ontology annotation, biological process: proton transmembrane transport. Gene Ontology annotation, cellular component: membrane. The record is from RefSeq and is a predicted model, not a curated record. Lineage: Eukaryota; Viridiplantae; Streptophyta; Magnoliopsida; Celastrales; Celastraceae. Bases 132 to 2438 code for a protein of 768 amino acids. The transcript is spliced from 8 exons.